Labrus mixtus (cuckoo wrasse) is the source of this 5807-nucleotide messenger RNA. RefSeq names its product TAF2 RNA polymerase II, TATA box binding protein (TBP)-associated factor (gene taf2). The record is from RefSeq and is a predicted model, not a curated record. Gene Ontology annotation, molecular function: chromatin binding; transcription cis-regulatory region binding; RNA polymerase II general transcription initiation factor activity. The coding region runs from base 267 to 3938 and encodes 1223 amino acids. Gene Ontology annotation, cellular component: transcription factor TFIID complex. The transcript is spliced from 28 exons. NCBI's taxonomy places the organism in Eukaryota, Metazoa, Chordata, Actinopteri, Labriformes, Labridae. Gene Ontology annotation, biological process: transcription initiation at RNA polymerase II promoter.
GGUCAAAGGUUACAAACAAAAUGGCUGAACACAGUGCUGCCGGGAUCACAAUGCUUUGAGCAGCCGGACCGUAAAGGAUAUAUUCGGAUAUUUUUGUACUACACGCCUACAUGUUUGGACCCCGUUAUCUUUUAUACAACACCGCCAUGCUCGACGGUGAAGGAUUUACUCUGUAUGGUGGCAAUAAAGCUCUUGUGUUGGUGUGAAUCUCGAGUUUGACAUGUAACAUUUGAGAAGGACACAGCAGGAAACAGUGUUAUGGUUUGAUGAAGCAGCCUGUGAAGAAAACACAAGAAACGAAGAUGAACCGGAAGAAGGAUAAAGGAUUCGAGAGUCCGCGCCCCUUUAAAUUGACCCACCAGGUGGUGUGCAUCAACAACAUAAACUUCCAGAGGAAAUCCGUCGUGGGCUACGUCGAGCUGACCAUUUUCCCGACAGUGGUCAACCUGAACAGGAUCAAGCUAAACAGUAAACAGUGUCGCAUAUACAGAGUCCGAGUCAAUGACCUGGAAGCCCCGUUCAUUUACAAUGACCCCACGCUGGAGGUGUGCCACCACGAGUCCAAGCAGAGAAACCUCAACUAUUUCUCCAGCGCUUACACUGCAGCAGUGAGCGCUGUAGACCCGGAUGCAGGACACGGGGAACUGGUCAUCAAAGUUCCCUCUGAACUCUGGAAACAAGGAGAUGAUUUGAAGGUUUUGAAGGUGUACAUCGAGUUCUCCCUGGACCAGCCAAAAGGAGGGCUCCACUUUGUCGUUCCCGAUGUAGAAGGCAGCAUGGCGGAGAGAGGGGCUCAUGUUUUCUCCUUUGGAUAUCAGAACUCCUCCAGAUUCUGGUUCCCCUGUGUGGACUCCUACUCAGAGCUGUGCACGUGGAAGCUGGAGUUCACCGUGGAUGCGUCCAUGGUGGCGGUGUCCUGUGGCGACCUGGUGGAGACGAUUUACACCAACGACAUGAGGAAAAAAACCUUCCAUUAUGUCCUCCCCAUUCCCACCGCGGCCCCCAACAUCUCCCUGGCUGUGGGGCCGUUUGAGAUCCUCGUCGAUCCCUACAUGCAUGAGGUGACCCAUUUCUGCCUGCCGCAGCUGCUGCCGCUGCUAAAACACUCCAUGUCUUACCUCCAUGAGAUCUUUGAGUUCUAUGAGGAGAUCCUGACGUGCCGCUACCCGUACGCUUGCUUCAAGACCGUGUUUGUGGACGAGUCCUACGUACAAGUGUCCACCUACGCUUCCAUGAGCAUUUUCAGUACCAACUUGCUCCACAGCUCCAUGAUCAUAGACCAGACCCCCCUGACCCGCCGCUGUCUUGCCCAGGCUUUGGCUCAGCAGUUCUUUGGCUGUUUCAUCUCCAGGAUGUCAUGGGCUGAUGAGUGGGUGCUGAAGGGAAUCUCAGGCUACAUCUACGGUCUGUACCUGAAGAAGACCUUUGGAGUCAAUGAUUACCGGCACUGGAUCAAAGAGGAGUUGGACAAGAUUGUGGAGUACGAGCUAAAGAUGGGAGGGGUUCUGUUGCACCCGACCUUCGGUGGAGGCAAAGAGAAGGACAAUCCAACCCCCCACCUUCACUUCUCCAUUAAGCACCCGCACACUAUGUCCUGGGAGUACUACAAGAUGUUUCAGUGUAAGGCCCACCUGGUAAUGAGGCUGAUAGAAAACAGGAUCAGCAUGGAGUUCAUGUUGCAGGUGUUCAACAAGCUGCUGAGCCUGGCCAGCACGGCCUCCUCUCAGAAGUACCAGAGCCACAUGUGGAGCCAGAUGCUUCUGUCCACUCACGCCUUCCUCAAAUCCAUAUCCAACGUCUCCGGCAAGGACAUAGGACCCCUCAUUAAACAAUGGGUAGACCAGAGUGCAGUGGUGAAAUUCUUUGGCAGUUUUGCCUUCAACAGGAAGAGAAAUGUGCUCGAGCUGGAGAUCCGGCAGGACUACACGUCAUCUGGAACUCAGAAAUACGUGGGUCCCAUUAAAGUUACAGUGCAGGAGCUGGAUGGAUCCUUCAACCACACCCUGCAGAUUGAGGAAAACAGCCUCAAACAUGACAUCCCCUGUCACUCCAAGAGCCGGCGAAACAAAAAAAAGAAGAUCCCUCUGAUGAAUGGAGAGGAGGUGGACAUGGAUUUAUCAGCCAUGGAUGCUGACUCUCCUCUACUCUGGAUCCGGAUCGACCCCGACAUGUCCAUCCUGAGGAAGGUGGAGUUCGAGCAGGCUGACUUCAUGUGGCAGUAUCAGCUGCGCUAUGAGAGGGAUGUGGUGGCACAGGAGGAGUCAAUCUCAGCUCUGGAGAAGUUCCCAACUCCUGCCUCCAGACUCGCUCUGACCGACAUUCUGGAGCAAGAACAGUGUUUCUACAAAGUCCGCAUGCACGCCUGCUUCUGUUUGGCUAAGAUAGCCAAUUCCAUGGUGAGCACAUGGCAGGGUCCGCCAGCCAUGAAGUCCCUGUUCACACGGAUGUUCUGCUGUAAGAGCUGCCCCAACAUCGUCAAGACCAACAACUUCAUCAACUUCCAGAGUUACUUCCUGCAGAAGACGAUGCCCGUUGCUAUGGCGUUACUAAGAGAUGUCCAGAACCUCUGUCCCAAAGACGUCCUCAACUUCAUCCUCGACCUCAUCAAGUACAACGACAACAGAAAAAACAAAUUUUCAGAUAACUACUACCGCGCGGAGCUGAUCGAGGCGCUCACCAACUCUCUGACCCCCGCCAUCAGCAUCAACAACGAGGUGCGCACCGUGGACAAUCUAAACGGCGACGUCCGUCUCAUCCUGGAGGAGAUCACGCGAUACCUCAACAUGGAGAAACUGCUGCCCAGCUUCAGAAACACCAUCACUGUCAGUUGUUUGAGAGCGAUCCGUGAGCUGCAGAAGAACGGACACAUUCCCAGUGACUCGUCUCUCUUCAAGUCGUACGCGGAGUACGGACACUUUGUCGACGUCCGCGUGGCUGCACUGGAGGCUCUGGUGGAUUACACUAGAGUCGAAAGAAGUUCAGUCGAGCUGCAGUGGCUUCUCAACAUGGUCCAGAAUGACCCGACGCAUUACGUGAGACAUAAGAUCCUGGGCAUGCUCUCUAAGAAUCCUCCUUUCACCAAGACAACAGACUCGGCUCUGUGCAACGAAGCUCUGGUCGACCAGCUGUGGAAGCUCAUGAACUCAGGUACCUCUCAUGACUGGCGGCUGCGCUGCGAUGCCGUCAACCUUUACUACACUCUGUUCGGUUUGACUCGGCCAUCCUGCCUGCCCCUGCCAGAGCUGGGCCUGGUACUCAACCUGAAGGAGAAGAAAGCUGUCCUCAACCCCACCAUCAAGCCUGAGCUGGGGGUCGGCCCCGUCAUAGACACCCCCGCCAGUAUCGGCAUCCACGGUGUGGGCAUGAGCUACGCGGCUGAGGAGGAAGAGCCAGAUCCUAUUUCACUGGGGGUUUGUGGAGUGGGCCAACCCCCUCAGGGCCUGAAGAGGAAGGCCGAGACCCCGCUGGGCUCCCCUCCAGAGCCGGGACAGAUCCUGCAGCAACAGGACGAGGAUGUGCGAGCAGGGCGCUUCAAAAUCAGGUUCAACACAAUGGAAGAAGAAGAUAUUGACAUGGAGACUGUGCAUGAUAGUCAGGCCUUCAUACACCAUCAUCUCAAUCUGUUAGACAGACCGUCUACACCAGGAAAAGAGCCGCCAUCAGUGGAACAAGCCAUGCUCUCCAUGCCCGCCACGCCUCUGCCCUCCUUCUCCAAGGAGACCACCUCAUCCUCCUCCAAACACGGCGGCGAACACGGCCACCACCACCACCACCACCACCACGAGCACAAGAAGAAGAAGAAGAAGCACAAGCACAAACACAAGCACAAGCACAAACACGAGAGCAAGGACAAGGACAGAGAGAGGGACAACUCCCACGCGUACAGCAACAGCCCGGCCAGCGGCAGGUCCCUGCGCUCGCCGUCUUUGUCCGAUUAACGCGGUUUUUCCGUACUCGGUCGGGGGUCACCUUCAGGUUACACCCCUGUGAGUACAGAGACAAUAAGUAGAAGAUGAUCUUUUUUUUAAUUAAUCAGUAGUCGUAUCGUUCUGGACAACUCAGAUAAACAGCCUCGUUCAAAUCCGGUCCAGCGUGCGUUUAAAUCGUGUCACAGGAGUUCCAUCCGCCUCAUUCACUCAGCAGCCAUUUUUCUUUGACGUCACACUCAGGGCGGGAGCCUCGUGUGCUUUUAUAAUGACGUCCUAGUUGUGUUUCAUUUCACCGUUACACAAUGAAUGAGACAGUUCUAAAGGACAUCCGGUCCGCUCAUGAGCCAGUGGAAGACAACGGCACGUUAGCAUUCAAACACUUCCCAGCCAACAUCAGGAAUCAUCGUCUAUCACCAUCUGACAACGACGACGGUUUCUACUUUUCCAGGUGAUUCCUUUGUAGCCAACGGUUAGCGUUAAAACGACUUCAAGCCAAGACCUCCUUUUUCCAAUCUGGCGUUUACGCUGUGAUUUCUUGGUCCGUCGCGUCCCCUGGAGGAGCGCCUGAUUUUAUCUGUUUCUUGUGAGUCUCAGUUCAACAGUAGAUCAGAAUAACACCGAGGCUUCACUCCUGGCUUACUUCAGAUGUUUGAGCCUUAAAAAAAAAUAAACCGAUUUUCACGGGAUUUACUUUCAGUUAACGGGUCUUACUUUCUGCUGAAAUAACAACAUCAUGAUGUAGAAAUCAUUCAUUAAGAGGAGAAGGAAAGAGCUUGGAAAAAAGUUUGUUGAUCGGAGGUUUGAUCGAUCGGAUGUAAAUGCAUUUCAGGUAGUCAGGGAAUCUAAACGUUGAUUGACUUUUAGCAGAUUGGUCGCUCAAGUUUAAAUGUUUGAUCCAAAAGCUGCACUUUUAUGGAAAUAUUUAGUUAAAGAGAAUUGUCAUCAGAACAUCACUGAUGACAUUAGUGCAGAUUGUGUCCAUACCGACUGGUCAAUACAGCUUGGACUACAAAUAUACUCAAAUUGUUCACCUGAACUUUUUCCUGCCGGCCCCCCCAAGUAAAAUUUCCCACAUGAGGCCCGGGUGAGCUGAUGUGGAAAUGCAGCAGGAGAUGUUCAGGAAAAUUGAAGCGGGUUGGGGUGACGACGUAAACACCACGAUCGUUGUGCACGUUAUGAAGCUGAUUUGUAGACUUUUCAGCCCGCCAGUUUGUUCUUUUCCCCCCCAUGUUGAGCAGUCUUAUUACAUGUAAUAUUUAUAAACAAGCCCAAAAACUGUCAUUUUAUUGCUGGAGUUUCACUUUUUCUGCCAUCUUGGAAUUUCCUUUUUUUUUGGAGGUCUUGUCUUGUCUGACAUGGAAAACUUCACGCUGUGAGGGAGCUGUGUGAAUGAGUUGUCCUGAACACCUUGAUCGUGAUGUCAGAGGAGAAUGGCUGCUGUGUGAAUACGGGGGUUAACCCUUCAAGAAGUAUCCUUGUGUCCUCACACCUCAUAACACACUCCUCGUCUGCAUGGAGUGUGUCGACUUUUUGAACAUCAUUUCCAGGUUUGCAACCACACGCUCGUCUCUCCGCAAACAGGCAAACAGACUGCAGUCGACCUCGUCCACUUUUUUCCCCCCGCAGAGACGCCGCUCUGGUGUAGCCUCACCCGCACGGCUCAAUCCCAGCAUUCAGCGCGACGCGUCUGAGGGGGAAACAUGACUGAUCGCGGCGUGGCUUUGACCACUCUUCCCGGACUGUGCCAGUGGUGUGUUUGACAACUGGCAAAUGGAAAGGAAAUUCCCUGGACUCUACAAUUGAAACCUAAUUCUACCAUGUUUUUCAUACACAUUUUAGAUUCCCAUUUGUCACCAUUGAUUAAAGAUGCUUUUUGUA